UGUCCGUUUUGACAGGUGCCCGUCGAAUGCAGGUAGUUGCAUAAGCAGUUUUCACUGUAUAUUACAUGAAGAGAUAUUUAAUUUAUUUGAAGGUUAUAGUUUAUUUUGCUGUGUGAUUUAAUGAAGAAAGAAAUAUUGAUAUAUAUUCAAAUAGCCAUCAAAAAUAGUAUGACAAAUGAGUAAUUCAGGUUUAACUUGCCUGUAUGGUGGGUUAAAUUUCAGACCACUGCCAUAAAACAAAUGUUUUUUUUUUUUUUUUUUUUUUGUUAGUGUAUAUGAAAACUUAAACUUAUGUUUAUACUAACAUUCUAUAGUGCUAGGCCUAAACAUUGAAACAAAAGUAAAAAAAUAAACACUCCAGAAAUCUCUUUAGAGCAAGCUCUUCUGAAAAUAUUAAUGUGAAUAUAAUUGAAAAGUGCUCUAAGGCAAAUUGCCUGAAAGUGAGACAACACACUAUGAUAAACAAUGCAGAAUACGAGCAGCAGUGAUUGUGUGAUUUUGGAUGGAACUCCAAAUCAUUCCUCUUCUAUUUCAGUACCAGUGUUUAAAACAGCUGUUGCAAAUAAUGCAAGUAUAUCUUCAUUAGAGGAAAUGGAAAUUGAGGAUAUAUCUGCAGAAGUAAUUCAAAAAACUCCAAGUCCCCUCUUAUUGCAUAACAAUAAAUGUCAACAGAUAGCUGUAAAUAAGGGAUUGAAACGGACUUGUCUAGAAAAAGCUUUUUCAACAAUGACUACAUCAUCCAAUCAUUGUAUUAGUGAAGAGUGCCAUUCUGAUAUUCAGAAUCGGGAAAAUGUUUGUCCAGAAUAUAAUAGUAUUAAGUCAAAUUUUCUAUCUUCUUGUCCUAUAACAGAAAUAAUUAUGAAUGAUUUCAAGCAAGAACAAAUAAACGGAAAGAUUUUAAUCCCUCCUAAUGAAAAUCAUUCAAUUGAUUCCUCAUCAAAGCAGUUUAACAAUAAAAUCACAAGAGACCUUGACUCUUAUGACAUUCCUUCACACAAAACUGUUUAUCCUCAAAAAAGAAAUACAUUAGAUAUGUAUGGUGAUAGUGAUCUUAGUACUGAAGAUGAUUUAUAUGAAGCUGAAAAAAGAGAGAAACAUCUGAGUAGAGCUAAAUUGAAUCUAAAAUUGAAAGAUAAAAAAGGAAGGAGAAAAUGUAAAAGUGCUAAUGAGAAGAAAAGAUAUUUAAGUUAUUUUGACUCUGAUUCUAGCCCGAAUAGACUAAAUGAUAAACCUGUGAAAGAAAGAAAUUCCAAUCAUCUUUCUCAUAAUGAUUCUUUUGAUUUGAUUGAAUUGCCUUCUCAUUCAAAACAAAUCCAAGACAUUUCUGAACCAUCAACUAGUAGCAGAACUUUAAAAAAUAAAUUAAAAUCUUCAAAAUUUAAUAAAAGUAAAAGCACUCAUGGCAUUUCUAAAACAUUUACUAAACAAUUAAAAGAUAGUGAUACUGAUGGAAUAGCAUCUUCGUGUAAAAGUAAUAAAUAUGAACGUAAACACAACUCAUCCAAAAAUAAAAGUAUCAAUGAUAAUUAUAAAAAUUUAUUAACAUCUACCUCAAAUAGAAGUGAAACUACAAAAUUCCGAAGAAUUCAGCCACGAAGAGGAAACAUUGUGAAAUAUCCAGUUGAAGAUAGUGAUAGUGAGAUUGAGUUUGUUGAUGCAAAAUGUGAUGUGUCUGAUGUUUCAGAUGCUAAAAGAAUAUCUAAAGUAAAUUCAAGGAAGAAAGCACAGAAUGAAUGGAGUGUAUCAGAAUGUUAUUUAGACGAUAGCUGUAGUGAUAUGAGCAUCAUAAGUGAAAUGCAUUAUUCUCCAUCUAAUCAGAAUUGGAGAAAUAAUGAUUCUCCUGAUCCUGUGGAACAAGUAAGGCAAAUGGAAGAAGAUGAAAAAUUGGCUUUCAGAUUGCAGGCUCAAUAUGAUGCAGAAGCAAACCUUAAUAGUAUGACUGAAAGUGAAGACUUUGAUUUUGAAUCAUCAUUUUUUUCUGGUCUUCACAUGGAUAAUUUUUCAAAUUCUAGUGACACGUCAUCAUCAUCUACAACCGAAGGUGGUUUUCCUUUUGUUUUGCCCUUUUCUCCAAAUUUGCAUAGAGUUUCAAAUAAUUCAUUUGUUUAUGGUGUAGAGAGACCAAAUGAUAGAAGAAGAUCUCCUCGAUUACAACAGUCAUUCAUAGAAUGGAUACCAGGUCGCAUUCGCAAUGUUUUAUCAUCUUUAAUGCCAAAUUUUGCAGAUGAUGACUAUGAGACUCUGUUACAGUUGACAGAAAAUAUCGGUGAUGAAUGCCAAGGAUUAAAAAAACAACAAGUUAGCAGUCUUCCUACUAGAAAAUAUUUUUCAGCACAAUCUUCUAAAUCUACAGCAUCUACUAGUGAAACAUCUCAGGAAUGUAGGGACUGUACUAUUUGUCUAUGUGAAUAUCAAAAUAAUGAUCUUUUGCGUUUACUACCAUGUUCUCAUGAAUUUCAUGCCAAUUGUAUCGAUAGGUGGUUAAAAUCUCAUCGAACAUGUCCAAUAUGUAGAGUUGAAGUUACAGUAAAAAGACAAUAUGGAAAGAAAAGAAAAACUUAAUUUAAAGAAUUAAGCUAAUCAAAAUUAUAAAUUUUUAUAAUUGGAAUUUUCAAUGGUAGCAUUUUUUUCUUGAAAUUUUUUUUUGUUUUGUUUUUAAAAAUUAAGAUUUAUAUGCAAGAAAUGACUCAGAAAUGAAGAUAUAGGAAAUACAGAGUGCAUUUCAUGAAAUUUGUAAAAGAAAUUGAUAAGUGAAGAGGAAAAUAUAAAGUUUUGUUUUUCUCUGAAAAAAAUGGAUAUAUUGAGUGGUUUUUUACAUGGUAAUAGAUUUUAAAUACUUAAUAUUUUUGCACUAAAAUUAAAUUAACACACUCAUUCUUGAUAUGCAAAUUUACUAAUGUGUUUAGUAAAAUGAAAGUACAGUAUUUUAUUAAAGAAAAAUUGAAUGCAUAUUACAAUACUUUAAAAGCAAUAUUUCUAGUAGAUAUAUCAUUUAUAUCAAUUACUAUUUUGAAAUUAUGAAAAGAAGUAACCUAUGAUAUUGGUACAUUAAGUUCCUUGUAAACACAGAUGUUUUGCCAUUUUUGCAAAGAAAGAAGUAAUCUGAUAUUUUUUCACAAUUAAAGUCAAAUUAUACAUUACAUUGAAAAAUUGCUAGCUGAGUUCAGUGCAGUUUUAAUGAAGUUACCCUUAUUAAUUCUAUUAAUGUCUUGUCUAAAACUAUUAAGUUGCCAGCCUGAAAUAAAUA
This is a messenger RNA of Centruroides sculpturatus (bark scorpion), 3247 nucleotides long. Its product is annotated as E3 ubiquitin-protein ligase Praja-2-like. Gene Ontology annotation, cellular component: cytoplasm; nucleoplasm. The record is from RefSeq and is a predicted model, not a curated record. Lineage: Eukaryota; Metazoa; Arthropoda; Arachnida; Scorpiones; Buthidae. The coding region runs from base 466 to 2562 and encodes 698 amino acids. The transcript has 8 exons.